This is a messenger RNA of Colletotrichum costaricense, 1080 nucleotides long. RefSeq lists its product as uncharacterized. NCBI's taxonomy places the organism in Eukaryota, Fungi, Ascomycota, Sordariomycetes, Glomerellales, Glomerellaceae. The transcript has a single exon. Bases 1 to 1080 code for a protein of 359 amino acids. The record is from RefSeq and is a predicted model, not a curated record.
AUGUUCUCGUCAACACUGCGUGCGAUGCGAGUCAGGGAUGCCCGGAAACAGGCCAAAAUGUUCGAAAAUGCAUUUGAACGGGCGAUGGAACUGGCCAGCCCUGAAGUGAUAACCGAGUUUGCUGCCUCCAAUCUGGAGGUGUCAUAUGAUUCCGACUGGGAUCUGGAAGAGGGUGCAGAAGAGAACAUGGAGUUUUGGGAUGAUCCACCUGUACGCGAAUCCGAAAACGGUUCGAAAAGCGGGAAAGGGAAAGAACCGGAGGAACGUCUGCCAUUCGUCUAUCAGCCACCUCAUGAGAAUGAUCCCGCGGACCAGCGUUCAGAUAUCAACACUCUCCUAUGGUUACUUGCUGCCACAGAUGUCGAAUCCGAUCAAAGCAGACGCAAUACACCAAGAACGGAACCCAGCAGCAGCUCAGACGUAUCCAUGGGUGAUGCCGAGGACCUUGAACAACGCGAUACAGAGAUGGCAGACAUACAAGCCGAACCAGGGACUCAAAGUUGCAAGCGAGAGGGCAUAUCAGUCACAGAAAAAUUGACCCUAGGCAACCCACUCGAGGCAGAAGCCGAUAUACCAAUGAAUGACGCACUGUCGGCAACGAGUCAAGGAGAUUCUGGAAAGAGAUUUCCCCCAGGAGUUUAUAUCGAACACGUGGAGAAUGUUGAGAAUGAUGGAGGCUUGGAGCGGAAAGAAGACGACGGAUCGCUUGAAGCGGCACAGCUCGAGAGUUCAUCCGAAUCUGCCAUGGCACAAAAUGAUGAUCAACAGCAAGUGGAGUGCCCCAGCAUGGAGAAGAGACCUUCCGCUAUCUCGGUCGAGUUUUUGGAGGGCAUCUGGCAUCAUUAUCACGAGCUGCAAGAGUUUUGCGAAUGGGAAGAGGCGCACGAGUGGAAUCGAAAGAACCUUCGCAAAAUGCUCCGAGAACCCUUGAAUGAUAGUCGAGCCCGCCAUCGACAGCGCUCUCCGAUGCCAUACCCCCGGUAUGGACGAUCGAGAAGCCCGUUGGGAGUCACCGUGAUGACAGAGGGGGUUGAAGAAGACAGACAGUCGGCGUACGCGGCAGAGAAUAUGAAGUGGUAG